AUGCAGCGGAGGGGGGGGGAGAAGACUCUGCUUUCAUCUGAACGAAAGGCAAUUGUACGACAACUACGCGAGAGCUCCGUUCCAACCGCAGAACCCCGCGCCAAGCGACCCGACGCGAGCGACACAAAUCCAGAGCUCGAAGCCAAGGUCGCUACAUUGCGCCACCGCAUCGUGAGCGAGGAGGAGUCGGAGCUGUGGCCAGGAUCCUACGCCGGGCACCCGAUCGCAUUUGUUCAACCUACCGAUCAGUUCGUCGACCAAUGGGCGCACGGACGGGUAGCGGAAUAUACAAUGCAUGACAGCAAGACUGAGCUCCACUUACGUGAUUCGGACGAUGAAGCAAAGGAAGACAAGCUUCUCGUCGACCCGCGGAACAUCGAGCUGGUAUGGCUGCAGAAUAAACCGCUUUGUAAGCGCACUCGUGACACAGAUUUAACCCCACAAGACCUCGACGAGAGCCUACCAGCAUUUCCACCAGUCAAUGAGGCGCAGACUUCGGCCUUUCGACCGUCUACGAUGGAGUUUUACGUGAACGAUGCAAUAGCGAACCCUUCUCUACAUGGUAAGAACGCAAAAACGGUACUUGAAUCGGCUCAACAAGGCUCCAGGACCAAGUUUCAUGCGACGCCACCAAUACUCCGUCUGGCAUUUGUCAAGACAGGAGCUCAGCUCAUGGAAAAUUGGCAAAACUAUCGUCCAGACGCAGCUACGUGCAGUAUGCUCGUAUUUUGGGUCAACUCCAAACCCGGACAAUUUCGCAGCGAAAUCAUCAUAUCAAACAUCGAGGUUGCGAAGCUAAUUGGCCGCGAGCUCACACGCAACGACGAUCACUUGAUGAAGCUUUACCACAACCGGCACGACAGUCAGAUUGCUGCAAUGACAAACAACCCUUACAAUCGAGAGCAACGCGGCAGUAAAACAUCAGCGGUGCCGAGGGAGUUGAGCGCCAUGUUGCGGAAACAAGGGGCUAAGACCAUGUGCAUGCGGUACCUAUCGAAAACGGCAACUCCGGUCCAGCACGAGGGCAGUGUUUUGAUCCAAACCGAGCGCAUUUCAAGCCCCUGGCGCUACCAGCACACGCAAAGAGCUUAA
Molecule: messenger RNA, 1092 nt
Organism: Phytophthora infestans T30-4
Lineage: Eukaryota; Oomycota; Peronosporomycetes; Peronosporales; Peronosporaceae
Exons: 5
Coding region: 1-1092 (363 amino acids)
Source: RefSeq, a predicted model, not a curated record